AUGGUUCCCACAAGGGGUAUUGAAGUCUCCAACUAUGAUAACGAAUCCAUCUAUUUUUCCUUGCAAUUUUAUCAGUUUUGUGUCAGGUCAGGCAUAUCAUCCCAGAGAAGAUCUUGGCCACUAUAUUUGACAAUCCUUGUUUUUCUUGGAGUGGCGGCAAUCGUGGGAAUAACUAUUGGUCUCCUUGUUCAUUUUCUGGCAGUCGGAAAGAAUUACCAUUACCAAGGGGAUUUUCAUAUUUCUGGAGUCACAUACAAUGAUAGCUGUGAAAAUGCAGCCUCACAAGUUAGCAAAGAUCUGAGCAAAGAUAUUGAGACUAAGAUGCUUGAUGGAUUUCAAAAUUCUAGCAUAUACAAAGAAUAUGUCAACUCUCAGGUCAUCAAACUUCUCCCUUUUCCCAAUGGUUCAAGUGUGCAGUUGCAGCUGACAUUCAAGUUUCCUCCAGCAAAGAGGGGGAUCAUGAAGCCUGCAAUCAAAGCUGUCUUACUUCAGCUGUUAAAAGACAACAUGGCAACCUGGAAUGCAGUUCCAGCUUCCAUUAAACUUACGGAAAUCAGCAAGACUGAUGCUGAAAUGCUUACCAACAAAUGUUGUGGGAGACAAUUGGUCAAUAAUAUCAGAGCAGGCAACCGAAUUGUGAAUGGGGGAAAUGCCCAGACAGGGGCAUGGCCUUGGCAGGCAAGCAUGCAGUGGAAGGGCCAGCACAACUGCGGAGCAUCUCUGAUCAGCAGCAGGUGGCUACUAUCUGCAGCUCACUGCUUUACUAAGAAAAACAAUUCAAAAGAUUGGACCGUCAACUUUGGAACUUUAUUAAAUAAACCAUAUCUGACAGAGAAAGUCCAAAGCAUUAUUUCUCAUGAAAACUUUAGCGGGCCUGGGGUCCACAAUGACAUUGCCCUGGUGGAGCUUGCUAAAGAAGUCUCUUUCUCAAAGUAUGUCCGUAAAAUUUGUCUUCCUGAAGCCAAAAUGAAGCUCGCAGACAAUGACAGUGUUGUAGUUACAGGAUGGGGAACACUUUAUAUGAAUGGUCCCCUUCCAAAUAUCCUUCAAGAGGCCUUGGUGAAGAUUAUCGAUAACAAAGUUUGCAAUGCUCCACAUGUAUUAUCUGGCUUAGUGACCGAUAACAUGCUAUGUGCUGGAUUUAUGUCAGGAAAAACUGAUGCCUGUCAGAAUGAUUCUGGUGGACCACUAGUUUACCCUGACUCUAGAAAUAUCUGGCACCUUGUUGGAAUAGUAAGCUGGGGUGAUGGAUGUGCUAAAAAGAACAAGCCAGGUGUCUAUACUCGAGUGACUGCUUAUCGUGAUUGGAUUACCUCCAAGACUGGGCUCUGA
This is a messenger RNA of Myotis myotis, 1332 nucleotides long. Its product is annotated as transmembrane protease serine 11B-like. The record is from RefSeq and is a predicted model, not a curated record. The transcript is spliced from 10 exons. NCBI's taxonomy places the organism in Eukaryota, Metazoa, Chordata, Mammalia, Chiroptera, Vespertilionidae. Gene Ontology annotation, cellular component: plasma membrane; extracellular region. Gene Ontology annotation, biological process: proteolysis. The coding region runs from base 1 to 1332 and encodes 443 amino acids. Gene Ontology annotation, molecular function: serine-type endopeptidase activity.